ACACAUUACAAUCUUUUAUUUAGAUUUAGAUCCAAAAAGAAAAAUUUACAAUCAUCAUCAGAUCUAGUGUUCUUAGACUGAUGAUGAUAAUGACGCGUUACGCUCUUCUUCUCCUAUUAGCUUUCGCUUCGCUGCAACUCCUCUGCUUCGCCGCUGAUGAUGACGUGGUGUUCUAUGAUUCAUUUGAAGAGUCAUUUGAUGGACGAUGGAUCGUUUCUGAUAAAGAUGAUUAUAAAGGUGUGUGGAAGCAUUCCAAGAGCGAGGGGCAUGAUGACUAUGGUCUUCUCGUGAGUGAGAUGGCAAAGAAGUAUGCAAUAGUGAAAGAGCUUGAUGAGGCUGUGAAUCUCAAAGAUGGUACCACUGUGCUUCAGUUUGAGACUCGCCUACAGGGUGGACUGGAAUGUGGUGGUGCAUAUUUGAAAUAUCUUCGUCCUCAAGAUGCUGGGUGGAAGCCUAAGGAGUUUGACAAUGAAUCCCCUUACUCUAUCAUGUUUGGACCCGACAAAUGCGGGGCCACAAACAAGUUGCACUUCAUCCUGAAGCAUAAGAAUCCUAAAAGUGGGGAAUACAUUGAACACCAUCUGAAAUACCCUCCUUCUGUCCCAUCUGACAAGCUUACUCAUGUCUACACUGCCAUAUUGAAGCCUGACAAUGAGGUCAGCAUUCUGAUUGAUGGUGAGGAAAAGAAGAAGGCUAGCUUCCUUUCAGCAGAAGAUUUUGAGCCUCCACUUAUCCCUUCCAAGACAAUUCCUGAUCCUGAUGAUAAGAAGCCCGAGGACUGGGAUGAGAGAGCGAAGAUUCCUGAUCCAGAUGCCGUGAAGCCAGAGGAUUGGGAUGAGGAUGCACCCAUGGAAAUUGAGGAUGAGGAGGCUGUGAAACCCGAAAGUUGGUUAGAUGAUGAACCCGAGGAGAUUGAUGAUCCUGAGGCAACCAAGCCUGAAGAUUGGGAUGAUGAAGAAGAUGGUGAGUGGGAAGCCCCCAAAAUUGAGAACCCACAGUGUGAGAUAGCCCCUGGUUGUGGCGAAUGGAAGAGGCCAAUGAAGAGGAAUCCAGCUUAUAAAGGAAAAUGGUCUCCUCCACUAAUUGACAAUCCCAGUUACAAGGGUAUUUGGAAGCCUCAGGAGAUUCCAAACCCCAACUACUUUGAGCUUGAAAAGCCCGACUUUGAUCCUAUUGCUGCCAUUGGUAUUGAGAUUUGGACAAUGCAAGAUGGUAUAUUAUUUGACAAUAUUUUGAUAGCCAAAAACGACAAGGUUGCCGAGUCAUAUCGGGAGACCACGUGGAAGCCAAAGUUUGAGGUUGAGAAGGAAAAACAGAAGGCUGAGGAUGAAGCUGCCGAUUCUGCCAGGCUUGCAGGCUUUCAGAGGAAGGUUUUUGAUGUCUUAUACAAGGUUGCUGACAUUCCUUUCUUAAGCAAAUACAAGCAUCAAAUUCUCGAUCUUAUUGAGCAUGCUGAGACACAGCCGAACCUCACCAUUGGUGUCUUGGUCUCUAUUGUGGUGAUUAUUCUCACGAUUUUCUUCAAGCUCAUUUUUGGUGGGAAGAAACAACCAAGAGUAGAGAAGAAACCAGAGGUUGCUAAAACAUCAAAUGGUGAAGGAAGCAGUGGAGAAAAAGCUGAAGAGGCGGAGAAGGAAGAAGCUGCUGCCGCUCCUCGCCGAAGGCGCCGUGACAAUUGAGCAAAUCUUAAAACAAAGGUAGCUGGUGGCGACUAACAGUUUGAGUUUGGGCUAAUUUUUGCACUGUAGGUGGUUUUCGUAGCUGAAAUAUUAUUUGCCUUUGGCAUUUUUUAGUUUUACUUUUGAAUAUGAUUAGAUUGUAUGGUUUGAAGGAUGUAAACGAGACAAAUUUCUGCAUCAAAGCAAAAACCAAGUAGAAAGGAAUUUGAAGCUUGCUGUA
Molecule: messenger RNA, 1899 nt
Organism: Gossypium raimondii (Peruvian cotton)
Lineage: Eukaryota; Viridiplantae; Streptophyta; Magnoliopsida; Malvales; Malvaceae
Product: calnexin homolog
Exons: 6
Coding region: 81-1679 (532 amino acids)
Biological process (GO): protein folding
Cellular component (GO): endoplasmic reticulum membrane; endoplasmic reticulum
Molecular function (GO): calcium ion binding
Source: RefSeq, a predicted model, not a curated record